Messenger RNA from Anolis sagrei ordinatus, 2474 nucleotides. NCBI's taxonomy places the organism in Eukaryota, Metazoa, Chordata, Lepidosauria, Squamata, Anolidae. The record is from RefSeq and is a predicted model, not a curated record.
AUGGAGGCCGGCUUACUGUCUUUUAGGCUUCGGCCUACAAGGAGCCUUUUGAAUACUGAAGAUGAAAUGUCUAACAUCCAGUGGGAUUCAAUGCCUGUGGACGUACAAGAAUGGCUGACUGUUACCUUUACAAGUAAACAAGAGGCACAAAAAGCUGAGGAUGCAGCCAGUGUCCGUACUGUUGCAUAUGCUGUCCAGGCAGGUGUUUUUGUAGAAAGGAAGUUCCGUACAGCUACUAGCCCGGUUGGAUUAGCUUAUCCACUAGAAGUCAUAGAAGCGCUCAAGGAUAUCGAUAAAUGGGGCUUUGAUGUGUUUGCCUUAAAUGAAGCGAGUCAAGGACACAGCUUGAAAUAUAUGAUGUGUGAGCUGUUAAGCAAAUAUAACCUUCUGAGCCAGUUCAAGAUUCCUAUUACUUGCCUGAUUUCAUUUGCGAGUGCUUUGGAAGCUGGUUACAACAAAUAUAAAAAUUCGUAUCACAAUUCAAUCCAUGCCGCAGAUGUCACUCAAACUGUGCACACCAUCUUGCUUCAUACUGGAAUCAUGCACUGGUUCACUGAUCUGGAGAUGUUAGCAAUCAUUUUCAGCACCUCAAUCCAUGAUUAUGACCAUCCUGGGACCACAAAUCAUUUCAAUGUUGAGACAAGGUCGGAAGCCGCUAUUUUAUAUAAUGACAAAUCUGUUCUUGAAAAUCAUCAUGUGAGUGCUGUUUACCAUCUUAUGCAAAGAGAUGAAAUGAACAUUUUAGUCAAUUUAACUGCAGAAGAAUGGAGAGAGUUACGCCGCCUGGUCAUUGAGAUGAUUUUAGCUACAGAUAUGUCACAGCAUUUCAACCAAAUGAAUUUCAUGAAAAACAUUCAACAAACGCAGCAAAUGAAAAGGGUACACAAAGAUAAAGUCAUGGCUUUCAUUGUACAUACCGCUGACAUAAGUCAUCCAGCAAAGCCCUGGCAUUUGCACAAAAAAUGGUCAGAAGCAUUAAUGGAAGAAUUCUUUCAUCAGGGUGACAAGGAGGCUGCAUUGGGAUUGCCAAUUUCUUCUCUCUGUGAUCGCAAGACUACAAAGAUUUCUGAAUCUCAAAUAGGAUUUAUUGAAAUCAUAAUAAGACCUUUAUUUGUUCUUCUAUUUGAAGUCCUUGAAAAAAUUGUUGCUCCUCUUAUAAAGGAAGCUUCUAAAUCAAAAUGUGCUUCUUCCUCCAAACAGCAGCGUCGGAGUCAAUAUACAAGUGAAAGUCAAAGUGAAGAUGAUGAAACUGACAGUCCUGAAACUGGGACUUGCACAGAAAGACAGCUUUUAUCCGUUUUAGACAUACCUCGAUUUAAGGAACACUUGUUGUUGAUUAUUCAAGAUAAUAAAGAAAAGUGGAAAGAGAGUCAGGAAAAAAUUCCUGAAGAACAAACAAAUCAGCUCCCAGUACUGAAGGAAGAGGUUGCAGAACCUGAAACGAAAGAAGGAGACAAGGGGACCAAAGAAGAAUCCAUGGUAACUGAGCAUAAAAAGACUAAAGAGCAAAGAAGUAAAGGUAAAGCAGAGAGGGGGAAAUCCCAGAAAGCCUCCAAGGGCAAACGCCCCCCUUCAAAGCCAAAAAGAGAUUGCGUCGCGCCUGAAAGUCCAUCUCUUUGCCAUUGCCAAUGUUCUGAUAGUAGAGCAUUUGAACCAAUUGAUGUCAGCUUCAUAGUUUACAAUGCGGAUGCAUCAGAACUGUCACAGUCACAACUGGAUGAUGUCAUGGAUAUCACUGAAUCAUACGAGGAAUUGGUAGAUAGUCCGAGCUCCUGGAGAAAGGCUGCUAGUAAACCUGCAAUUGAAAACAUAAAGGAGAUGAGGAGCAUGGUGACAGAAACAAAAGCUCUGGGCCCAAAUGAAAGUGAUGAUGUUGUCAUUGAGGAAUGUAUUCCAGAUGAUUCUCAGUCCCAGAUAACAACUGUACCCCCUGAUCCCGUUGCUCAGAAGGAUGACCCGCAACCGCCUAAAGUCAACUUGCUACCAACAGACCUGACUCAAAGUGACAUGGAAAUAUUUUCUCUGUGGAACGAAGAAGUUUUGAGACGUGCAGCUGAGCAAAAGAAUCAAGAUCAAACCAGAAUGGCUACAGAUGACAAAACAGAGCCCGUAACAGGACAGCCAAGUGAGGGUUCUCAAGGAAGCGAGGGAAACAACGAUAAUUUUGUUCUACAAAUAAUAUCUUUUGACUCUGUCCCUGUUACAUGUUCAAGAGAUACAGGAUCAAAACAAGAUGCAGGGCAGCAAGAGGGUAACGUUGCUCCAGCCCCAAUGAAUGAAAAUACCACACCAUCAAGUGCAUAUGAGCAUCGUGAAAUUAUCUUAAAUGGAGCUGCAGCUGUAUCUGUCACAUCCUUAAACUAUGGCUUUGGGAUCUUUAGAAUACCCCCAUAAAUAUAACCUGUAAUGUAAGCUUGUCUCAAACACAGUUGGGACCAAUAAAUACAUGGCCAUUUGACCAAAUAAACACAGCA